Canis lupus familiaris (dog) is the source of this 8264-nucleotide messenger RNA. RefSeq names its product slingshot protein phosphatase 1 (gene SSH1). The transcript is spliced from 15 exons. NCBI's taxonomy places the organism in Eukaryota, Metazoa, Chordata, Mammalia, Carnivora, Canidae. Bases 300 to 3446 code for a protein of 1048 amino acids. Gene Ontology annotation, biological process: negative regulation of actin filament polymerization; protein dephosphorylation; actin cytoskeleton organization. Gene Ontology annotation, cellular component: cytoplasm. The record is from RefSeq and is a predicted model, not a curated record. Gene Ontology annotation, molecular function: actin binding; protein tyrosine/serine/threonine phosphatase activity.
UCAGAAGCCGGCUAGAAAGAAAAGACUCCAGCCUUGGAACUUGCCUUUGGCGCACAUUGUACUGUGGUCAGACCUCUGGAUUUGGACAGCUUAUUAGAAAAUUCCUAAGACUAGGAGAAUAUCCAAAACAAGUCGUUCUGCUUCAAGGAAGACUGCAAUAAGAAAACAGGAUUAAUCAAAAGAGGAUUAAUCAGAGUCAGGAGGAGCCAUUUUCAAGAUUUGGUUUUUAAUGGCUACUUUGAAGUUAUUUUUAAGAAGAUUUUACUUCAAAGAAGCAGUUCUGUGUUAGAGAAUGUCUGAUGCUUUCGCUGCUGGAGGCCACCCUGCCCUGGCAGGAGUUAACUCACAGUCAGGUCUUGGCAGGUGUUUGGCAAGAGUUCUUGAGCUUAAGUGAGAGCUUUUUCAUGGUGAAAGGAGCAGCCCUCUUCUUACAGCAGGGAAACAGCCCUCAAAGCCAGCGAAGUCUUCAGCAUCCCCACAAGCAUGCAGGUGACUUGCCUCAACAUCUUCAAGUAAUGAUCAACCUUCUGCGAUGUGAAGAUCGGAUCAGGCUGGCUGUGCGCUUGGAGAGCGCCUGGGCGGAGCGGGUGCGGUACAUGGUGGUGGUGGACAGCAGCGGGCGCCAGGACACGGAGGAGAGUAUCUUGCUGGGCGUCGACUUUUCCAGUAAGGAAAGUAAAAGCUGCACCAUUGGGAUGGUUCUCCGGCUGUGGAGCGACACAAUAAUCCACCUCGAUGGAGAUGGGGGAUUCAGUGUCAGCACAGCGGGACGGAUGCACGUCUUCAAGCCCGUAUCCGUGCAGGCCAUGUGGUCUGCCCUGCAGGUCCUUCACAAGGCCUGCGAAGUGGCUCGGAGACACAACUACUUCCCCGGGGGCGUGGCUCUCAUCUGGGCUGCCUACUACGAAAGCUGCAUCAGCUCCGAUCAGAGCUGCAUCAAUGAGUGGAACGCCAUGCAGGACCUGGAGUCCACACGGCCUGACUCCCCGGCCCUGUUUGUGGACAAGCCAACCGAAGGGGAAAGGACUGAGCGCCUUAUCAAAGCCAAGCUCCGGAGCAUCAUGAUGAGCCAGGAUCUAGAAAAUGUGACCUCAAAAGAAAUCCGUAAUGAAUUGGAGACGCAGAUGAACUGUAACUUGAAAGAAUUUAAAGAAUUCAUAGACAAUGAGAUGCUCCUUAUCUUGGGACAGAUGGACAAGCCCUCCCUUAUCUUCGACCACCUUUAUCUUGGCUCUGAAUGGAAUGCAUCCAAUCUGGAGGAACUGCAGGGCUCAGGUGUUGACUACAUUUUAAAUGUCACCAGAGAAAUAGAUAAUUUUUUUCCUGGCUUAUUUGCAUAUCAUAACAUCCGAGUCUAUGAUGAAGAGACAACAGACCUUCUUGCCCACUGGAACGAAGCAUACCAUUUUAUAAACAAAGCAAAGAGGAACCAUUCCAAGUGCUUGGUACAUUGCAAAAUGGGUGUCAGUCGAUCCGCUUCCACGGUCAUAGCCUAUGCGAUGAAGGAAUUUGGCUGGCCUCUGGAAAAAGCGUACAACUACGUGAAGCAGAAGCGCAGCAUUACACGGCCCAAUGCGGGCUUUAUGAGGCAGCUGUCUGAGUAUGAAGGCAUCUUGGACGCGAGCAAACAGCGGCACAACAAGCUGUGGCGCCAGCAGAGCAAGACCUGCCUCCAGCAGCCUGUGGAUGACCCCGAAGGGUCUGGGGACUUCUUGCCAGAGACCUUGGACAGCGGCCCGGAGGCCCGGCUGCCCUGUUUGGACGAUGCCACCCAGCCUGGGUUUGCAGACAGCAGAGCUCCAGGGGGACCCACUCUCCCCAGCUGCUUCCGGCGACUGUCAGACCCCCUCCUGCAUUCCCCCAGUGACGAAACUGCCAGCUUGGUCCACCUGGAGGAUCUGGAGAGGGAUGCUCUGUUGGAGGAAGCAGCCGAGCCAACCGGGGCACACACGCCAGCCAGACCUCCCCAAGACUCUCCUGACCGCUGUGAGAAGGAAGUGAAGAAGAAACUGGACUUCGGGAGCCCCAAGGCCCGGAGUGGCUCUUUACCACAGGUGGAGGAGAUGGAAGGGGAGGAGGCCCUGGGAGCAGGGCGGUGGGGGCGGCCCCCGCCCCAGCUUGAUAAGAGCCUGCUCAACCGGGAAAACCUCAACAACAACAACAGCAAGAGGAGCUGUCCAGACGACUUCGAGCAUGAUGCUAUAUUUGGGAUCCUUAACAAGGUGAAGCCUUCCUACAAAUCCUGUGCUGACUGCAUGUACCCUACAGCCAGCGGGGCUCCUGAGGUCUUCAGGGAGCGAGGCGAGAAUCCUGGCGCUCCUGCCAUCUGUACCCAGCCAACCUUCCUGCCCCACCUCACAUCUUCCCUUGUGGCCCACACAGCCAGCAGGUCCCGAGCUUUAGAGAAACUGGCCUCUGGCCCAAGCGAGAGUCUCUCAUUCCUACCACCAGCAGGCUCAAGGAGGUCAGACACCGGCGGCUCUGGGGCUGCAGCAGCCCCAGAACUACCAGCUAGCGUUUUGGAACCUUCCAGAGAAACCCAAAAAGUCCCGCCAAAGUCCCUCCUUUUGAAGAAUUCUCACUGUGACAAGAACCCUCCAAGCAUGGAAGUAGCGAAGGAUGAAUCACCACCCAAGAAAGAUCUGAAACCAGCCAAGGACCUGCGACUUCUGUUCAGUAAAGAAGCUGAGAAGCCCACAACCAACAGCUACUUGAUGCAGCACCAGGAAUCCAUCAUUCAGCUGCAGAAGGCAGGUUUGGUCCGAAAGCACACCAAAGAAUUGGAGAGGCUGAAGGGCACACCUGCAGACCCAGCAUCUUCCUGUAGGGAUGGCACCAGCAGCAGACUGGAGCCCAGCAUACCCGAGGAGAACCCCGACCUGGCUCCUGUUCCUCUGCCGGGGCCCCCAGCCCUGCCUAUCCUCACUGGGAGUGACGAGAAGUCAGAGGCCAUCCCCUCUCCGUUGGAAGGCACCCCACUUAAGAGCCCCACUCCCUUCCUCUCCCGCCUAGAUCACACCAGUCAUUUCUCAAAGGACUUCCUGAAGACCAUCUGCUACACCCCCACGUCCUCCUCCAUGAGCUCCAACCUGACGCGGAGCUCCAGCAGUGACAGCAUCCACAGCAUCCGAGGCAAGCCGGGGCUGGUGAAGCAGCGGACACAGGAGAUUGAGACCCGGCUCCGGCUGGCAGGCCUCACUGUCUCGUCCCCGCUGAAACGCUCACACUCUCUGGCCAAGCUUGGAAGUCUCAAUUUCUCGACAGAGGACCUGUCCAGUGAGGCGGACGCAUCCACCCUCACCGACUCCCGGGAUGCCAAGUUGAGCGAGUCUUCCUUCUUGCAUCAGCCCCCGGCAGCCCUGAGGAGCCCAACUGCGACCUCUCAACCAUCAGGGAAAUCUGCUUCAGAACACUCGAGAAGCCCCUCAUGGAUGAGCAAAAGCUGACCCGCCUCUUGCUGUAAUCAGACGUGUAUUUUCACAUGGUCUCUCCCUUCGUUUCACUGUGGGUUUUGGCCGUGAUUUCUCCUAAACAGUUGACAUUCUCACUCUCCCCCUCUUGCCACAGAGAGGAAGAGAAAAAAAUCAAGAAUAACCCAGCACAAGAAGAAAGGGUGGUUUUGCCAGUCGGGUGGCCCAGGGAAGCCAAAAGCCGCCGGCCAGUAGAUACAAAACUCCGAUCCCCAAGUCCUGUGUUUUCAGGAAGAAUCCUGUUUUAAAAAGAGCAUAUGCAAAUAUGCGCACACAUCACAAAUACUCCAUUUGCACCAUGCAAACGAGUGGCAGCAAUGAAGGCUGCCUCACCACGGCGCACGUUCCUAGCUCAUUCAGGCCCUUGCGGGGAAACCCUGGGGUGACAGUAUAAGUCCUACCUCUGUUCUUGCUGUGCUUUUUAUUUUUAAAAUACAGUAGUGUCCAAGGCUCGUUCCAGGGAAUAAUGCUGUGUCAGAAAAGGUUUUUCCAAAAAGAAUUGAGGUGGGGUUGGGACCCCAAAAAGUGUUCAGACUUUUAAGUUGCCUACACCCAACACCUCUAGGUGAAGUUACACAAAGUCGUCUAGUUGUUGAAGCAACUCUGAUGUGGCAUGGAGAUCAUCUGUGCGGUUGACUUCUUUGUCCUGAUGUGUUGUCCCAGCGGAGUGAUGUGUCUGGCCGGCACUGGGGUGAGGAGGCAGGAGGUACCUGUGAUGUCCUCAUGCUGUGCCCCCUGGUCUGGGGAGCAGGACCCAUGGAGCAUGCACUGCAUCUCAUCUGCUGUUGAACCUGAUGUGGUUGUGUUGAGGCUGUGAAAGUGCUAGAGAGUCAGGUGGGGGCCAGGAGUGGUUCCGAGACACAGAUCGUCCUGCCAGGAGCCCUAACCCCUUGGGUGCAUGAGGUCACAGGAGCAUGUUUGGGGAGGAGAGGGGGCUUUCAUCAGUAGUGAGCCACCCUGCUAGUCCCUCUCUGGGAGCAACCCUUCAGCCGCUGCUCAGAGAAACAAGACCAUUGGAAAGCUUCACAGAUGUUUAUAGUUGUCCCUUCCUUUGGUUGAGGAUACCUCUUCCUGUCUCCCAGUGGCUCUUCCUGGCAGUGAAGACAGAGUAGAGGAGGGGUCUCUAGUCCCGGCCUGGGCUCUGGAGUGGGUCCUUUCAGAAUCUGGUGAGCUGUGCCCGUCAUGCUGCCACAGGCUCUGGGCACAUGGGUGGAGGGAGUCUGCUGCUGUUGGUUGGCAAGACAGGCUGGUAAAGUAUUUUGAAGAGAGAGGAAAAAAGAACCUUGGUAGUAAGGCAGAAAGGCUUCAUCCAAGGAUUCCACACACUCUGGUGUACAGACCCAUGAGCUAAGAAUGGCUUUUACAUUUUUAAGGAGUUAUUUAAAAAAAAAAAAUCCAAUAUGCAACAGGCACCAUGUAGCCUGCAAAGCUUAGGAAAUUCACGCUGUAUCAGAAACCUUUAUAGACAAGAUUUGCUGCCCAGGGCCCUCCAAGAAGAAUCUGGCAUAUUCGAAGGCCUCCCCUCCUUCUUGGACACCUCAGGCCCAACCCUUGCCUUCUCCCAGCCUAGACCUUGCCUACUCACCCCCAUGUGGCUCUCACCGAGGGCAGAGUAGCUGUGUAGGUGCAGAGGCUGCUGGCCAGAGCUCUCCCAGAGUAUGGUGUGCAGUCAGCUUGCAGCCAGAUUUAUUCAGUGAAGCUAGAAGCCCUCAGGUGCCAGCCAAGCUCCGAAAGUGGCCAAAAGGGCUGCCGUCUUUUAUCUUACAUUGGUCAGACCUGGGUCCCCAGGAGCAGCUGUUCUAGAGAGCACCCCAGGCAGGCUCCUCAGGACAAAGGGUGGACAUAGGUGGUCCACAUUUCAACUAAUGGGUAGAGUUUAUACAGAAAUGCUCUCUCCAGGAACUUUCCCUCCCUGCUGUUAAUUUUUUUUUUUUUUUUACCAUAACAUUAUUUUAUAGGAAUUUGUUUUCCCACCCCUGUCAAUUGAAAUCACAUUAAAAGGUGAUUAUCUACUUCAUCCUGAAAACCCUCUUGUGCUGCCCCCAUGCCCCCAGCCAAAAGAAACAUCAUCCUCAAAAAACAUAUCGAGUUCAAUAUGUUUUGCCAAAUUAAAUUUCACGUGGUGGCUCAAUUUUUGUGUCGAAUAAUUCUUUAGAUUUGAUGCCGACAGGCUUAUGUUGCUCUUGAUGGCUCGGUGCGUGAGAACAAUAUAUUUUUGAAAACUUUAAUUUUGAAAGCGUAGGAGGAGGGUUACAAACUGGAGUGAGUCUUUGGCUCUUAGUUAUCCUUUUCGUUUUCAUAAGCACAGCUUACAUGUCAGCAUCUACGCAGACUAGGGCCUGGGUCCCCAUCAUCAGGGUGAAGUGUGAGCAUUCUUGAUUGGACAGGUAACACUCUGGCCUGUAGGAAAGGAUACAACAAGCAUUUCCCCGAAACCCACAUCACCAAGAGCAUUCUGUGGGGCCUGGGGGCACCCUAGCAAAGAGAGCCUCACGCUGGCCUCUGAAAAGAAGAUCUGUGCCAUAAGAUAUGCCCCCCUUUGACCAGUGCUCUGCCUGGAAUCUGCUGAUGGCAACCAUGCCGAGCAUGGGUGGCACAAGUCAGAGGCAGGGGUUUCUGCUGUGAAAGUCAUUGAUUGUGGUGACUGCCAUCUUCAGGGAAUGCCCUUGUUGAAAUAGAGAAUGGAGAUUUGCUAGAUCAACUGGAAAAUCUCCCUGAGCCUUGGACUGCUUUUCUAGUACCAACUCACCUUUCUGUCUUUUACUUGACUUCAUGUGGUAAGCGCAAGUUAGAACUUCCCUAGAUCGUCAUCUUGCAUUGAUCCGGGGUAGGGUCGGGGUCUUCUUGUCAAGUAUGAGGGUGCAGCUGGGCACAGAGAAAAAACCACGCUGCCCUCUGACCAUGAUUCGAUAAUGCCGAUUUCAGUUUCUUUGCCUUGGAGUUACUUCGAGGUGUCGGACUGAUGUUCCCCACCGCAUGAACCUAAGAACAAGGCUUCUUGCCCUUGGCAUUCCCCAGUUUUUUGUUCUCUUUGUGGGAACCCAUGCCAACCUUGGGUGCUGAACAGCACGCUCCUGGGUAGUGGCACUCUGUCCGUCAUAUGUGAGACCACUCACCAGCUGCUCCCCAGUGGCCGCACUGUCUCACCCCCUCUGUCCCACCCCAUGCCUCUAGCCAAAAACCAUUCCAGCCUAUUCUUAAGCUCUUCUCCUCCUGAAUAAGCCCAGAGGGUGCCACAGGGUAGAGCCAACAUUGCAAUAGAAUUCACAUUUUCAGGACAGCCCUGAUCUUCGCCACUCUUGUCUUUCUACACAGGCCAGACCCCAGAAGGUUCAUGACUCCCCCUGCCCCCCUGGGGCCAUUUCUCCCCAGUGGGGAGAAGUGAUGCGUCCUUUAGUCAAGUCAUAUACUGACCUUACCCAAGGUGUCUGAAUAUGAAAGACAUGUUCUCUGUUGACCAGAAAUGCUUUGUUCCAGCACACAUCCCACCCAGCCGUACUCUGGCUUGCCACCUAGCAGGGCUUCCCCCAGACCCAGUGAGGGCACUCGACCUCUGGCAGGAGAGCUAGGCAGGCUAAGGAGUCUGUGACCCUUAGCUCCACUCCCACUGUGCGGGUUCUUGCCAAUGCUGCAUGCCAAACUGUAGUCCACUGACACCCCCACCCCCACCCCAUGCUCAGCUUCUUGGUCUUUUUAUUGUGUAUGACUGAGUUUCUGUGUCUAGGAGUUCACUCUGCAUACAUAUAUAUAUAUGCAACUUGAAUCAAAUCACUUUGUGGGUCCCUUCUCGCCCAUCCACACAUGUGCCCUGUCAUGCGAGUACAAAGCAGAUCACCUGACCGAUCUGGAGUGGGGCUGUGUGCAGCGCUGCUCUCGAUAGACCCAAUGCGACCUCCUUUUGUCUUGUAGUGGGUGCCACGGCCCUGGCCCCAUCCAGCCUCUUCAACAGGAGUCUUUAUAACCAGCCCACCGGUUCUCUGCUGUCCUUCGUGUUGGCUGUGCCACACAAGAAGGUGGCUGCUUCCCCCCCACCCCGCCCCUUUUCCGACACUGUAAUUAUUGUUUUACAAUUGAGUGCCUUAAUAAUAGUUUACAAAUACUGUGUAUUUAUGGGAAACUGGUAAGCUGUCACCUUCUGUGAUUGGACCUUUGCCUUGUCAGUGGUGGUUGGCGUGAGGGCCGGAGCUUACCCUACCUCCUACUUGUGCUCAUCUGCUGUGCAGUCAUGUGCAGGGUUGAGGGGGUUGGGGAGAGGAGUGCCCCCCCACCACUGUCCAAGGAGCGACAGUGGUUCCUGCAAGCGAGGCAGGCACUAGCUCACCUUGUGUCCCACAGUAGGAAGGAAAGCACAGAAUUUGGUUCGCUAGCCAGCUGGGGCGGCACCUCCUCCACUCCCCCACCCUCACCCCCAUCACACAGUUGUUUCACAGAGAUGUGGUUACCACCUAGGCCACCCUGUUUUCUCCUCUGUUGGUGUCCCAAGCUCUCUGCAACAAAAUUCAGGAACAGACACCAGCCCCUGCAAAAUCAGGAGCUCUGUAAGAUAAGUUCUUUGGUUUUCAGAAGCUGCCAGUGGGUUCCAGUGUGUUGCGUUAAGAUAUCAAUGAUUUUUUUUAUUCUAUUGUUUUCCUUCGUGUUUUUUUUUAUAUUAUAUAUUUAAAAAGCAGUAUCUUUUGUACUGUGAAUUUGCAGUAGAAGAUGCAUAAUGCACUUUUUUUUUUACUUCUGUUGGUGUGUACUGUAAUAGUCUGUGUGCUUCUUGUGAUGAUAAUAAACUUUUUCUUUAUAAAUGUU